Molecule: messenger RNA, 1296 nt
Organism: Oreochromis niloticus (Nile tilapia)
Lineage: Eukaryota; Metazoa; Chordata; Actinopteri; Cichliformes; Cichlidae
Gene: rwdd1
Product: RWD domain containing 1
Exons: 7
Coding region: 136-858 (240 amino acids)
Molecular function (GO): protein binding
Source: RefSeq, a predicted model, not a curated record
CGAAAAGAAGAAGAAGAAGGAGAAGCGGCGGAUCGUCGAGAUAAUCGAUCGACUGUUUCAGCUGAGUACGCAGCACACAGCGAACGUAUUGGUGAUGAUUUUACGAACUUCCAGAUAACCUGUAGCUACACAAACAUGACAGACUACGCCGAAGAGCAGCGGAAUGAACUCGAAGCCAUCGAGUCCAUCUACCCAGACUCCUUUACAGUGCUCUCAGAAGAUCCCACCAGCUUCACCAUCACGGUCACAUCCGAUGCCGGGGAGAACGGGGAAACUGUGGAAACAACUUUAAAGUUUACGUAUGUAGACAAGUACCCAGACGAGCCCCCGCUGUGGGAAAUCUAUUCCCAGGAGAACUUGGAGGAGAGUGACACAGAAGAUAUCCUCACACUGUUACAACAGCAGGCAGAAGAAAACUUGGGCAUGGUGAUGAUCUUCACCCUGGUUACAGCUGUUCAAGAGAAACUUAAUACAAUUGUUGAUGUGAUGAAAAAUAGGCAAGAAGAGGAAAAGCGGAGGAAAGAGAAAGAGGCCCAGGAAGCAGAGAAGGUGGCUUUCCAGGGAACAGUGGUAACCAUUGAAAACUUCCUGGCAUGGAAAGCCAAGUUUGAGCUGGAAAUGGCUGAACUGAGGAGGAAAAAGCAGAAAGAGGAAGAGCAGGCAGGAAAACCCAAACUGACAGGUAAACAGCUGUUUGAGAGAGACCACAACCUGGACACAUCUGACAUUCAGUUCCUUGAAGAUGCUGGAAACAACGUUGAAGUGGACGAGUCACUAUUCCAGGACAUUGAGGACUUGGAUUUGGAUGAAGAUGACCCAGAUUUUGACCCUAUAGAGAUGGGUAGUGAUGAAGACUAAAGGCAGAGCAGGACGGUGGAAUUCAAAGGCUUCAAGCAUGAUCGUAGGAACAUGCUGCUCUUGCCCUGGACGCCGUCUUCUGGCCAUUAAGGACAUGUCUGCUUUUUUUUUUUUUUUUUUUUUUUUUACAAACUCAGAAUGAAAGGAGAGGAAAUUGUUUAAAAACACAGACACACACAACAGUUGGUGUUUAUUUCAACUGCCUCGAUUAUUAACUCUGAUAAAAAUGUGUGUUCCCUCUGGGGGUUUGUCUUUAAGCUCAUCCCAGUGUCAGCGAUUUUCUGUCCAGGUGAGGGCACUAAAAUGUCAGGUAUGGCCAGAGAAUAAAAGUCUUGCUUUGCUGAGGUUGAAGUAACUAUACUCUAUUACAUGUGACCGCAUUUCCAGAAAAACUGGAAUAUUUUCCAAUGUGCAGUAAAAACAUUCUGUGACAAUAAA